This is a messenger RNA of Acanthopagrus latus (yellowfin seabream), 7147 nucleotides long. RefSeq names its product PITPNM family member 3 (gene pitpnm3). Bases 1369 to 4266 code for a protein of 965 amino acids. The transcript has 20 exons. Gene Ontology annotation, molecular function: metal ion binding; phosphatidylcholine intramembrane carrier activity; phosphatidylcholine binding. Gene Ontology annotation, cellular component: cytoplasm. NCBI's taxonomy places the organism in Eukaryota, Metazoa, Chordata, Actinopteri, Spariformes, Sparidae. Gene Ontology annotation, biological process: phospholipid transport. The record is from RefSeq and is a predicted model, not a curated record.
UAAUAACCAUGUAAAAAUACUUUCGCUGAUGGUCUCGUUUUGCUGUUACAGGUGAUUUACAUUCAUCAGAGGAAUCAAGAUACUGUUUCAAAAACACUUUAAAGCAACACAAUCAGCAUAUUUGCAGACUUCCCAGCAUGCAUUGUUUGAGUUAAAAACCGUCCUGAGACCCUUUUUUCCAUAGUUUGAAGAAAAUGUGUGUUGGAUGGAAACAUGCUGUGUUUCAUCAUGAGAGAAGUCCUGAAACAUUAUUGAUUCAUCCAGUGUGACUGCUGAUUCUGAUGUGAUUCAUUCCUCUUCAUUACCAUAUUUUCAUGACAAUAAACUAUUUCAACAUGGAUGUACUGCAUUAAACACGGGAGACAACACGUGCAUGUGUGGCGCUCAGACUGACCUACUUCAUACUGUAUGUAAACGUGUGUGCAGACUUGUGAUUUAUGCACCUCACAGCUCUUCAUACAGUGCCAACCACACCCUGCACAGCCAGGAAUCACAACACGCGCUGCAUCUGUUUGCUUUGAAUGUAAUAAAAUGUCUCAUCCAUGUGAUAUUUGUCAACAGACUUGUGAUCCUGCAGAUAAGAAAAAAAAAAAAUCCAACGGGAGUCAGAUUGGAAAUGUGAAAAACUCUCUGAUGAAAUGAGUCGUGCCAGUGACGAAACACACCAGCUGCUGAUUAAAGCUUCUGAAUUCACUUGAGCAGCUGUGUUUGGGUCUUCAUUCGGCGACACUUCUUCUUCUUCUUGAGCAUUAUUAUUUUUUUAUUUGCAAAGUCAGGGGACGGUGUGAGGGGGAAGAGGACGGACGCCCUUCAGCCGCAGCAGCAGCAGCAGCAGCAGCAGCCGCGGACGUGCGCGCACCGCUGGAGGCAGUCGAGCUGCAGACGGAGGCUCGUUUCGGAGGAACUCCGGCUGAUGUUAGCGGCGGAGAGAGGCGAGCAGAGGAGACGCGGAGCUGCCGAGGGAAAGGCAUGACAUGUGAGCCAAGUCUGCACAGAUACAACAAAUUACCCAAAGUAUGAGUGCGGCAGGGGCGGGUCGAUGCUCGGAGGGACUUGACACAGGUGAAUGAGCGCCCUGCUGCACGUCCCCUCUCUCUCUGUGUGGUUUUUUUUUUCUUGUAUCCUGGUUUCCCUCUCCACGGCUCCUGUCGCUGCUUCACCCUGCGCGGCGUCAAGGUGCAGCGGGGACGGGAGGGAGGCAGAGCCGCUGUUUUUUUUUUUUUUUGGUUUUUUUUUUUAUGUUUUUUUUUUGGUUUUUUUUUUGAUUAACUAUCCGACAUCAUCUAGCGCAGAGGAGGAACGACGCGACGGCUUUUUAAGCUGCUGAGUGACCGCAGAGAGCGAGACGCGCACACUGGAGACGACACUAUGUCAAAGGAGAGCAGAGGAAAAGGGACAUCACGAAAGCACAGCGCCACUCACUGGUGUCUGCAGAACAUCGCACAAGAGUCAGUCGACAGCUCCGAUGAGGAGUUCUUUGACGCCAGAGCAGAUGUGAUGGAGGGGAAGAGCGCCAUUCUGCUGGGCAUGAGUCAGUGGAACUCAAAUGACCUGGUGGAGCAGAUUGAGACUCUGGGACACAUGGAGGACCAGUCACAUGAGGGUCUCUACCAGCUGGGCGGCCCACGCUGUCCCCCUCAGAGCAGCAUUGAAGGACUGGAGGACAUAGAGAGUAAAUGUAAGACGCAUGUGCUGCUGCUGGUGGUGCACGGGGGGAAUAUCUUGGACACAGCAGGCGGAGACCCGAGCACAAAGGCUGGCGACGUGGCCACGCUGGCGUCGGUGCUGGAGAAGGUGACGCGGGUGCAUUUUCAGGCCGCCAGCGAACACGUGAUGAUCAAGCUGGUGCCAUGUCCGGCGGUGUGCGCUGAAGCCUUCUCCCUGGUGUCCAACCUGAACCCAUACAGCUAUGACGAGAGCUGUGUCUCCAGCAGCGUCGACCACCUCCCCCUGGCUGCUCUCCCCCUCCUCGCCAUCGUCUCUCCUCGCUACCAGGACGCCGUGGCGACGGUGAUCGCCCGGGCCAACCAAGUCUACCACAGCUUCCUGCAGUCAGAGGACGGGCAGGGAUUCACGGGUCAGGUAUGCCUGAUGGGGGACUGUGUGGGCGGUGUGUUGUGCUUCGAUGCUCUGUGCUUCAGCAACCACCAGAGGCCUGGCAGCCCCAACAACAGCAGCAGGAACAACAGCACUGAGAGUCUGAAGGAUAACUCGGGCCUGCUCGGGGAGUCCAGCCCGGGUCUGAGUUCUAGCAAGAGGCUGAGUAAGAGCAACAUCGAUAUCUCUGCCCCCAAUGAAGGGCACGGCCAGGGCGGGCCGCCGCUCAGCCGCAAGCAGAGCGACUCGUACGAUGGAGACACCUCGUCCACGGGCCAGCACAGCUUUUUCUCCAGUUUGAUGAAGGAGAGUGUGGAGGUGCGUGGCGGCAGCAGCACCAGUCUGGUGUUGAACCCCGGUCGGUUCGACUUCGAGGUGUCGGACUGCUUCCUGCUGGGCUGUCCGCUGGGCCUCGUGCUGGCCAUGAGACGCACUGUGCUGCCUGCCGUCCAGGUGAGCCAGCUCCAUCCAGCAUGCUCUCAGAUCUUCAACCUGUUUUACCCCUCGGACCCUUCAGCCUCUAGACUGGAGCCUCUGCUGCAGCCUCUCUUCCACAAGUUGCCACCGUUUGCUGUGCCACGCUACCAGCGCUACCCUCUGGGAGAUGGACGCUCAAUGCUUAUAGCGGAAAGUAUCCAAGGCAAUACAGGCGUGUUUCUGGAAGGUGAUCAAACUCCUGGAGGCCCAGCUUCGCAGUCAUCCUCGGAGACGAAGACCGAAGGAGGCGGCGGAGGAGGUGAAGAAGGAGGUCGUAGAGCCAGUGUGACCAGUGUGGAAAGUGAAACGUCGAUUUGUUCCAUGAGCCAGCUGGGAAACACCAUCGCUAAUAUUUCCAGCAGCUGGUGGGGCUCCAAGAGGUUGGAUUACGCUUUGUACUGCCCUGAUGUGCUGACGGCCUUCCCAACGGUGGCUCUGCCUCACCUUUUUCACGCCUCCUACUGGGAGUCCACUGACGUUGCAGCUUUUGUUCUUCGGCAGCUCAUGCGGUGCGACUGUGUGAAGACCCAGGAAGCACACAACCUGGACUCGGCUCCGUUCUCUCCCUCCAGCCCGCGAGAGAAAUGGCUCAGAAGGAGGACACACGUCAAACUAAGGAACGUCACCGCCAACCACAGGGUUAAUGAUGUCAUUGCCACCGAGGAUGGACCUCAAACUCUGGUGGGCCGCUUCAUGUACGGCCCCUUGGACAUGGUCACUCUGACUGGAGAAAAGGUGGACAUCCUGCUGAUGACACAACCUCAGUCUGGCCGCUGGGUGCACUUUGACACAGAGGUGACCAACAGCAGUGGCAGGGUCGCAUAUACCAUACCCAAGAGCAAGAAGCUCGGCCUCGGAGUCUAUCCGAUUAAAAUGGUGGUCAAGGGGGAUCAAACAAGUGCAGAGGCCUACCUGACUGUGUUGCCACGGGGCAUGGAGUGUGUGGUCUUCAGCAUUGAUGGAUCAUUUGCUGCUAGUGUGUCAAUCAUGGGCAGUGACCCCAAGGUCCGCCCCGGGGCUGUCGAUGUCGUCAGGCACUGGCAGGACCUGGGUUAUCUGAUUAUCUACAUCACAGGCCGCCCUGACAUGCAGAAGCAGCGCGUGGUAUCCUGGCUGUCACAGCAUAACUUUCCCCAUGGCAUGAUCUUCUUCUCUGAAGGCCUCGUUCACGAUCCUUUGCGGCAAAAGACCAUCUUCCUCAGGAACCUCAUACAGGAGUGUCACAUUAAGAUCAACUCUGCUUACGGCUCCAUGAAGGACAUCUCUGUUUACAACAUGCUCGGCCUCAGCCCUGCACAAAUUUAUAUUGUUGGCAGACCUUCGAAGAAGUACCAAAAUCAGUGCCAGUUCCUGAGCGAUGGCUAUGCAGCGCACCUCUCCACCCUUCAGUUUGGGCACAGAGCCAGACCUAAGAAAUCCCCUUCGGUCCGUAUGGUCUUAAGGAAAGGCUCGUUUGGUCUCUCGGCGAAGCCUGACUUCCUGUGUAAGCGCACCCACCUGCGUAGGACCAUGUCGGUGCAACAACCUGAUCCGCCAUGCACGCCCAACCCCAAGCCUGAGAGGGCCCAGAGCCAGCCGGAGUCAGAUAAGGACCACGGGGGAGGAGGAGCAGGUGGAGGAGGUGGAGGAGGUGGUGGUGGACAAGUCACAUGGGGACGGGCCUCCAUGCAUCGCGGAGACACCACUCCCUGAUGGCAAGAAAGCGAUGGAAGGAUUUCAGGAGGAUAAAAGUGGAGAACAAAGGCGUCUUAGUGUGGAGGGCCAAGUGUCACCUCUACCUACUGUACAUUGGAUCCUCUGCUGGCAUCCCUCGCAGCUCAGCUUUACCUCCCGCUUGGCCUUCUACACUUUGCCACCUGUUCGGCCAUUUCUCCUUGACCUGCUCGAUGGAUAGUGUAGUCGUCGUGCCUGAAAUGUUGAACCAUUGCCGGGGAUGGCAAUGAUUUUUGUGAAUGUCUGUUUCAAGCUCGAACUGUGUCUAAUCGUAAAAUCAAAAGAAUGUAUAAGACAGUUGAUAAACACACAUAUUCGUGCCCACACACACGCUUUAGAGGAUGGAAAAUGUUACAAACCUGUUGAGACUUGAGCAGCAGAUCACUGACGGGGGGUCACGUUGGCCGACUCCUGCGCUACACCUCCGCCCAUGUAAAUACUCAUCACACAUCAUCCUCGUGUCGGCUUCUGGACACAGAAACGCUGUGACAUUUAGGUUCAAUCUUUACACGAGCUGUGCGAUGUGGAGCCCAAAUCAUCCGACCUCAACUAAGGCCGCCCUCCGCCCUCCCUUUCACUCCCACUGUUAGAUGUUAUGGCCGCCCUUCUUUCCUUUCCUUCAAACCAGUGAGGCAAACAACGCCUUCUGACAGCCGCCUCAGACCCAGGUUCCACAGCCGCCGAAGCGCUGUAGCUUGCACGGCUCGACCCCUGAGGUUGCAUUUUUGCACUAUGGAAGCAGACCGCAGCGGUACUCCCUUCACAAACAAGGAGUUGUAUUUGUAUUUAAUUGUAUUUGUAGCUUCGUUUCUCCAGCAUAUUGUGCACUGUCGCUGCCUGUCAGUUGCUGUAACUACUCGAGGAUGAAACAUGUAGUUUGUAGGAAAGUGUUGGUUUGACCAAAAAAAAAUGUUUACAGAUUGAUGGACUUUGAUCAGAACUUGUUUAUCUAUAAUUAAAAUGACAGUGUGUAAUUGUCAUUAUUAGCAACAUUAGUGUAGUUGCUUGGUAGUUUGCAGUAGCUUGCAGGAUAUUAUACAUUAGACCCCAUGCCAGUUGAAUUUACACUUUACUACAGCUGCACUGGAACCAAUAGAUUUGUGAUUAAAAUCUGAUGCUGUCUUGUGCACUCGAGGUUGAAUUGAGUCUUAACUGUGGCCAUGUUUAAAACUCUGUGCAAGUCAAACAUAUUUUUCUAUGAGGAAAUAUUGUAAAAAGAAAUAUUUUCAAUGUAUGUUUUUGGACCUUUUGUUGUUUGACUUGUUGAAUGGUUGAUUUUUUGCCUUAAAUUGUUUUUCAUGUUGAGUAGAGAUACAAAACUAUUAGAUUUGUUUUUACCAAAGUAUUGAGUUUUAUUGUUGAAUCAUUACAAAGUGCAUUUUAUCUAGUUGGUAUUUUGCUUUUUCGGAUUCUGUAUUUGUGUGUGCAUGUGUGAGUGAGUGUCUGUAGUGGGUGUAUUUGUUGUAGAGAAUCGUAUUUACUGUGAACGUGAAGACAGCUAUGACGUGUGUGGAGGGAUCAGAGCGCGCAGGGAGGCCAGUGUUAACAUACCCGCGUGUUCUCACUGCAGCUCACUACUGCCGGCUUUUCAGAACCGAGCGUGUAUUUUUUUCCAGAAGAUUACUUAGUUGAGGUUUAUGAAAGAAAAAAGGGGCUCCUGAGAUCUUUGAGUAUCUUGGUUUAGCUGAAAACCUGUAUAGCGGAGCGGAACGUGAAAACCCAGGAGGGAGCUGUCUUCGACUCGUUUUCUUUCACUGCCUAGGUGGUCCAGUAAUUAGCUAUUUGAUUACAACUAAGUAUGUACGACUCCCCGUAGUGCCGCCCCUGUAAUUGCAGUGCACCAAUUAGCAUUCCUCGGUAACUGUACAAUAUUGUAGAAACAAUACUCAAAUACUUAACUCGAUUGUUGAUACUGAAACAAAAAAAACGUGAUCAUUCCCAUCAAUGUAUACACAAUUGUCAAAUGGACUCGUAAGUCUGGAUAACACAGAGUGAUAUUUUGAUACGACGGUACAACUGAAGGAGGAAGAGUGAAAUAUUUAUGCUGGGCAGCAACAUUAUUAGUAAAUGGCAAAUAAUGACCUAAUGGUUAAAUGGUAAUUGUAAUGUGCAAUUAUUCUAUAUUGUUCAGUAAUGGCUCAAUUUUCAUGUUUUUAGUCUUCUAAAUUAAUAAUAAAGUAUAUGUAUUUAUAUAUAGAUAAUUCACAGACACAAUUUCAUCCACCACAUGUUGAUUCUGAUUUAUAAAUGUAAACACUUAUUUUGGACCCGACUAACUUGAUUCACAAGAAUAAUAAUAAUAAGGAGAUCGAUUACCGUAUUAUGCUACUUUCUACAAGCUCUGCAGAUGUAUUAUUUUUUAAAAUGAAAUGCUUUGGCUUUGAUUCUGAAGUUACCUCUUUCUUUUAGAUCAUACAUUUGUAUAAUGUGUCAUUUUAUUCUUAAGGCUAAUAUUUCCAAUGUUUACACAGGAAACAUGUUUCAUAAUGUAUCAGAAGACUUAUGUAUCCACUCUUCAGAUACAUCUAAUUAACUUCUCCCUAAGUUCUAAUUAAUGUUGUCAAAUGAUUAGUGUUCAUAGAAUCAUCACUUAACUAUUAACCCAAUUUGCCAUUUAUUAACAAUUCUUUAUGGUGUGACAGCUUCUUUUGAAAAUGGUUGAUUUGAUUCAUUCUUGUGGUCUUGAGUGUUUGACACUGGCCUUUUGACCAAUGAGGAAAAAAAAAAAAAAACAGCUGGUUUAACCGCUAAAAAUAUUCUUGUUUUGUACAGAUCUCCUGUGAUGAUGAACAUGUUGUUGUGUUUAUUGGACUUGGUCCAUAUUUCAUCGUUGCAUAAAUAAAGAUAUUUCACAGUUGGA